AUGACCGAGGACAGCAGGGAGCAGGCGCGGGGCAGACAGUGGAGCUCCAUGGCUGAGACAGGAGAGCACACACAUACACAUCAGAGAGGAGAGCACACACAUUCUGUAGCUAAGAUGCCUUCAGGGCAUUGUUGGUUACUGCUAGGCUUGGUGUUAGCCUUCGUAGUUGCAGCUAGCCCGGCUCAGGCAUCCAGGGCUAAUCACUACGAUUUCUUUAUAAAGGAAACCAAGAUCACUCGGCUGUGUCACGAGACGACCAUCCUGGCCGUGAACGACCAGUUCCCGGGGCCGACCAUCUACGCGCGCAAGGGCGACGUCGUCGUCGUCAACGUCUACAACCAGGGCAACAAGAACAUCACCCUCCACUGGCACGGCGUGGACCAGCCUCGCAACCCGUGGUUCGACGGGCCGGAGUACAUCACCCAGUGCCCCAUCCAGCCCGGUGCCAAUUUCACCUACAGGAUCAUCUUCUCCGAGGAGGAGGGCACGCUAUGGUGGCACGCGCACAGCGACUACGACCGCGCCACCGUGCACGGCGCCAUCGUCAUCCACCCCAAGCGCGGCUCAGCCUACCCCUACCUCAAGCCGCACAAGGAGAUACCCAUCAUCCUCGGCGAGUGGUGGAAUGCAGACGCGGAGAAAUUGUUCGAGGAGACCAAACGCGGCGGUGACGUCAAUAUUUCGGACGCGAACACCAUCAACGGCCAGCCCGGCGACCAGUUCCCCUGCUCCAAGAACGGCACCUUCAGGAUGCUCGUGGAGCACGGCAAGACGUACCUGCUCCGGGUCAUUAACGCGGGGCUCACCAACGACACGUUCUUCGGCGUCGCCGGGCACCGCCUCACGGUGGUCGGCACCGACGGACGCUACCUCAAGCCGUUCACCGUCGAGAGCAUCAUGAUCUCGCCGGGCCAGACCAUGAACGCGCUCCUGGAGGCCGACCGCCCCACGGACGGCUCGGGCAAUAGCCGCUACUACAUGGCCGCGAGGACGUUCACGGGCAACGGCCUGCAGCUCAAGUCCGGCAACGCCACGGCCAUCCUGGAGUACACGGACGCACCGCCCUCCGCAGGGCCGCCGGACUUCCCCAACCUGCCGACCGACGACAACGCCGCCGCGACAGCGUACACUGCGCAGCUCCGGUCCUUGGUCACCAAGGACCACCCGGUCGACGUGCCGACGCACAUCGACGAGCACAUGCUCGUGACGAUCGCCAUGAACUUCCUCCCCUGCGGCACCAACGAUACGUGCACGAGCCCCAUCGGCAGCCGCCUCGCGGCGAGCCUAAACAACGUCAGCUUCGUGGCCCCGUCCGUCGACGUCCUCGACGCCUACUACUACUCCAUCCAGGGCGUUUACGAGCCGGACUUUCCCAACAAUCCGCCCUUCAUCUUAAAUAUCACCGAUUCCCUGCCGCUGAACCUCUCGUUCACGAAGCGGGGCACCAAGGUGAAGGUAGUGGAGUAUGGCGCCGUCGUGGAGGUGGUGUUCCAGGACACGGGUAUCCUUGCCGCCGAGAGCCACCCCAUGCACCUGCACGGGUUCAGCUUCUACGUGGUGGGCAGAGGGUUCGGUAACUUUGACAAGAACAAGCACCCGGCCACAUACAACCUGGUAGACCCGCCGUACCAAAACACCGUCUCCGUACCCAAGGCCGGAUGGGCCGCAAUCCGCUUCCGUGCCGCAAAUCCAGGUGUGUGGUUUAUGCAUUGCCACUUUGAGCGUCACAUGGUAUGGGGCAUGAACAUGGUGUUCAUUGUGAAAAAUGGUAAGACUCCGGAUGCUCAAAUGAUGCCACGUCCUUCUACUAUGCCGAAGUGCUAAGGAACCAAGGGCUUGAGGGAUGAUCGUGGUUUGCAAGAUAAUCAAGCUUCCUAUAA
Setaria italica (foxtail millet) is the source of this 1880-nucleotide messenger RNA. RefSeq names its product laccase-21. Lineage: Eukaryota; Viridiplantae; Streptophyta; Magnoliopsida; Poales; Poaceae. The record is from RefSeq and is a predicted model, not a curated record. Gene Ontology annotation, molecular function: copper ion binding; hydroquinone:oxygen oxidoreductase activity. Gene Ontology annotation, biological process: lignin catabolic process. The coding region runs from base 1 to 1824 and encodes 607 amino acids. Gene Ontology annotation, cellular component: apoplast. The transcript has 5 exons.